UCUUUGAGAAUGCUAUCGUUUAGAAAUAUACUACUAGUAAUAUGCAUAAAUAUAUAUGCGCAUAUAUUAUCAACUGUUGAUAACUGUUAUAGUUUCAUAAAAUAAGAAAUACAUUUUCUAAUCUGAGUUUUCAGAGGUUUCCGGUAUAGGCUACAUUAGUUAUUUUUUCUUAGACUAACAGGAAAGAUGUCAUACAGUGAGUGACCUUUUCAAAAGCCCUCAUUAGAGAAGAUACACCUCUCACUUGUUUUUCAGUACAGUGAGAAAAUGUGUGUGUGUCAUGACGGUUGCUCUUAUCUCUGUUUGUGUGUGUGAUUGUGUGUGUGUUUGUGUGUGUGUGAGCUCCGAAAGGGCUGGUCAGUUUAGAAGCUAAUCUACCCAACACAAGGGCGAUUCUCCCCUGCUCAACACGAUAAUGGUGAAUGGGGUGGUCCCUCCCAUUGACUCCAGAGUGGUGUCAGACGCUGCUGGACAAGGUGUGACCAUCACUGGAGAGAAUACCUACAACAACUGGGACUGGACCAAUUCGGUUGUCUUUGCUGCCACUAUUGUCACUACCAUAGGUUAUGGUAAUGUUGCCCCAAAGACGGCUGGCGGCCGUAUAUUCUGCAUCCUGUAUGGCCUGUGUGGGAUCCCUCUCUGCCUCACCUGGAUUAGUGAGCUGGGCUCGUUCUUCGGAGACAGAGCCAAGCGCCUGGGACAGGUCCUGGUACUCAAAGGCCUUAGUGUGAAAAAGGUCCAGUUGAUCUGCACGGCCAUCUUCCUCCUGUGGGGUCUGCUGGUACACCUGGUGAUCCCCCCGUUUGUGUUCAUGUCCCUGGAGGGAUGGUCGUACCUGGAGGGCUUCUACUUCUCCUUCAUCACCCUCACCACUGUCGGCUUCGGGGACUACGUCGCAGGUAUCAAUCCAAACAUAGACUACCCAAGGCUGUACCGGGUGUUUGCAGAGGUGUGGAUCUACAUGGGUCUGGCCUGGCUGUCUCUGUUCUUCAGCUGGAACGUCCACAUGGUUGUGUCGGCUCACAAGGUCCUGAAGAAGAGAAGGCAGAGACACAGGAUGGACCACCUGGACCAUCGAUGGCAGUUCGAGAAGGACGACAUCCGCAGCCCUCGCCACCUCCCCACCGCCGUCGACAUCUUCAACUUCCUGUCUGAGAAGCAUGAGGACUACAGCACCGCCAUCAGGCAGAUUGGCGCUGCCGCAAAGCCGAAGACGGAAUUCAAGGAGUUGAGUCGUUCAAAAAGCUGUAGUGACAUCCUGGGGACGAAUAUCCAAACCCUGGAGCAUUCCCCACGCCGCCUGAGGCGCCACCUUAGCAUCAGUCACAAUAUGUUACUCAGCAGCUUUGGGAUGGGAGAGGAGGGGCAGAGGCUUAUCGAGGAUGACCCUGUCUUUAUGAAAGACCCUGUGUUUGAGGAGAACUGUCUGGAUAGGGACACUAGAGCGAAGGCUGUUUAUGUGUCCAACUCAAAAGAGAACCUAAACCCCGUCGAUCUAGGUCCUAACAUCAACAAAGAGGAGAAUGUUCAGAAUCAAGAUGGUGGAGAGAAUAGGUUUACUGUAUCAAAGGUAGUGGAGGGGGAUUCGGGAGAGGAGAAUGAUGAGAAAGGCUGAAGCCUUGGAUCCAUCCUCUUCCUGGAGAACUGAAUGAUGUAAUCAAAAGGGGACUAUCACGCUCUCCUAGAAGUUUGGUUGGUGCAGAAAACCUGUGAAUUCAGAUGAAUAAAAAGGUAUGAUGGGUCUGUGAUGGGUCCGCGGAUCAUCACAACUUUUUAUUUAUUGUACCAUCACACCUUUUUAUUUAUCACCCCAUCACACCUUUUAAUUUAUCACCCCAUCACACCUUUUAAUUUAUCACCCCAUCACACCUUUUAAUUUAUCACCCCAUCACACCUUUUUAUCCAUCUGAACUGAAUGAUGUAGAAGCAUCAUAACAAGGUCCUGGGACAACCAGAGACUAUGGCAGAGUUAGGAUUGGUCACAUUCCCCUGUGGUGAGGAGUGGAAACAAAUUUUCAACGGUUUUCCUUAACAUAGUGAUCAGUGAAAUGUAUGACCCAAGAUUAUCAAGGCCUAAGAUCAUGAACACAGUCUGGACAACUUCAUGUCUUCUCUGUUAUCUUUAUCUCGAUGUUAAACACACAUUUUGGUCUGUGGGAAAAGUAAAAGAAGGAAAAUAUAGCAAACGAUGGACUCCUCAGAGUUGCCAGUGUGAUUUACCUGACUCUAAAAUGAGAAACUGAAAGCAAUGUAGUUUGUCUAUUGUUACAAACUGCCUACAGAAAUAAAGUUUACAUGUGUUUCUA
Oncorhynchus gorbuscha (pink salmon) is the source of this 2306-nucleotide messenger RNA. RefSeq names its product potassium channel subfamily K member 5-like. The record is from RefSeq and is a predicted model, not a curated record. Gene Ontology annotation, cellular component: membrane. The transcript has 5 exons. Gene Ontology annotation, biological process: stabilization of membrane potential; potassium ion transmembrane transport. The coding region runs from base 416 to 1615 and encodes 399 amino acids. NCBI's taxonomy places the organism in Eukaryota, Metazoa, Chordata, Actinopteri, Salmoniformes, Salmonidae. Gene Ontology annotation, molecular function: potassium ion leak channel activity.